AGCUUGUAACGUGCAGACAAACAACGGAAACCGAAUUACGAAAAUACGCUCGAUUAGUGUACAAAAGUAUUUUUAAACAAUUGAGUACAAAACUAUAAGCAAAUAAUUGUGAAAUCCAGAGAAAUUUACUGCGCGCCAGCAAAGUAAAAAGCAUAAAAAUGCUAGCACGCCGCUCAAUCGUUGGCGUACAAGCGUUGAAACAACAUUGUCGCAAAAUGUCGCAAGUCGGUGAAUUGGGUAGUGGCGCUGGCAAGGGAGGCGGCGGUGGCGGCUCCAUACGUGAGGCAGGCGGCUCGUUUGGCAAAAUGGAGGCAGCGCGCGAGGAGGAAUUCUUCUACAAGCAGCAAAAGGAGCAGUUGAAGAAUUUGAAAACAAAAAGCGGCGAUGCAACAAAGAAUGCAAAUUUAGCAGCGCAACCGGCGAAACAGUGAAAUGAUGGCAGAGAAGAAAAAAAAAAUACGUUUGUAUUGUUGCCAAUCGGUGCAUUGCCCUCAAGUUGAAAUCAAAAUAUUUUACGCUACGUAAAUGUGAAGUUUAAAAAUUUGUUUUGACAACCUAGUUGUACAAAAAUGUUAAGUUUUGAAAGUGAAAAGACUCUUAUUCAAUAAAGGAAUAUGAAAAGUUACUAAUUUGAAACAAAGUUUUACUCGAAAUAAAAAAUUUACCCAGAUGACAUUGGAACAUUUUCUACAUAUUAGACGAAAAAAAUUCUGCUACUGUUGACUGGGUAUUUCGAAAGAAUCACUCGCGCAAUACGUCGCAUCCGAAAACUGAUAUGCAUGUCCAGGGCCAUCGAGAGAAAACUCGGACACAGACUGCAGAAUCACUGGCCCUAUACAAAAAUAAUUUAUGAUUAAUUGUUUAUUCUAAUAAUUGGAAUAUUUUGAUAAUAAAAGCCUAUAACGAAGGAGCAA
Messenger RNA from Rhagoletis pomonella (apple maggot), 914 nucleotides. Its product is annotated as ATPase inhibitor, mitochondrial-like. The coding region runs from base 159 to 431 and encodes 90 amino acids. Gene Ontology annotation, biological process: negative regulation of ATP-dependent activity. The transcript has 3 exons. NCBI's taxonomy places the organism in Eukaryota, Metazoa, Arthropoda, Insecta, Diptera, Tephritidae. The record is from RefSeq and is a predicted model, not a curated record. Gene Ontology annotation, molecular function: ATPase inhibitor activity. Gene Ontology annotation, cellular component: mitochondrion.